AUGCAAAGCUCAGAGAAUCUGACUUCUAUUGCGGGGAAGUAUAUCUGCGUCAGUCCUCUAGGUACUCUCAGCCUUCCCGAUACCCUAGCUCUGAGGCCCGCAACCACGGCUCUCUCUGUUCCUACCGAUGCGGUUACUACCUCGAACACCGAUUGUGGCCACUGGUAUCAGAUCCAAGCUGGUGAUACCUGUGAGUCCGUGUGCAGCAAAUUCAGCAUCUCGCAAUAUACUUUCGAUUUCUUGAAUCCCCAGGCUGCAUUGAAUAAAACUUUAAGCUGUGGCAGCCUGUGGAAAGGGAACAGCUACUGUGUACAAGCCGUGGGUAACAUCAAUACCUACACCAGCUACAUUUCCAACACCACCAGAACUCGCACCACUCUCGCUAGCACCAUGAAUACCAACGCUACCCGCACAGCUAACCAUAGUACCACACAACUGUUCUGGUCAUUCCCUUCCGACUUAAUCACCACCUCGACCUGGACCCCUGACUCCACAUACCUUGCAUCGCUUGCAUCCUACACGUUCUGCGACCAGGUCAAUUCAGUAUACAAUAUCACCGACACCGAUCUGGCAGACGAGAUGUACGAAGAUCAAGCCUGGAUGAGCGAAUACGAGCGCAUUUGCUAUCUGCCCAUCAAUGGCACCUUCCCGACCGUUGGCUUUAACUUAAGUAUGACGCUAACAGAUGACUUAAGCGUGGGAAGCUCAACGAUGUUUAUCUCUAGCCAAACGGCUAGCCCCCCACUACCAUCUCGGAAGAUGGUCUUUGUGGCGCGUCUAAUGCCGGGCACUUGCUGUAGUAACUACGGCUAUUGUGGGAGCUCGUCAGACUAUUGUUCCAGCGCAAACUGCGAUGCUAAGUAUGGCUCGUGUUCGUGA
Molecule: messenger RNA, 879 nt
Organism: Penicillium maclennaniae
Lineage: Eukaryota; Fungi; Ascomycota; Eurotiomycetes; Eurotiales; Aspergillaceae
Exons: 4
Coding region: 1-879 (292 amino acids)
Molecular function (GO): chitin binding
Source: RefSeq, a predicted model, not a curated record